AUGUCUACAGAAGGAUCUAAUGAAUCCCCAUCGAAGAAAUCCAUCAAUACUACUAGAUUAUCCGCUAUGAUGAAUUCGUUAGAUGGAUUUAAUACAAACAUGACUACGGAUAGUAGUAAGCCAAGUGAAUUCUCCGCUGUUGCACAAGAAGAAGAAAAUGGACAACAACAGCAACAGGAACACAUAGAAAGCACAGUAGUUGCACCAGCAUUGGUACCUCCACCAUCUUUAGCUGACCUACCAGAUGGAUCUCAUACUCCAAAGAGUUUUCUAUAUACUAAAUCACCUGGAAAUAAAUCACCUGGCGUGUACUCUCAAUUUAGUCCCGCUGGUACAAGAUUAAGCAUGUAUUCUAACUAUUCAGGUGUCAUCCAGGAGGGUACAGGUGUGUCGUACGUCGUGAAAAAUAACGUGAACAGAGAUACCAAUAAUACGAAUCAGGUACAAACUAAUACUGAGUGCGGAACCACUCUUGAACAACCGCCUCAUAUUGAGGUAUUCUUGGAAAAUCAAGAUGAACUUGACAUCAAUGAUGAUUCCCCUUCUAAGAAGAUGAAUAAACCUCAAAGGUCAAAGAGUAACUUGAUUAUUGAGACUAUACCGAAUGCAAAACCAGUAAGUCGUUAUAACUCCUUAAACUCCAAACCAGAAGCAAUUACAGCAACUGAUAACGUUCCAACGUUACCUAUUUUGCCCAAUGAGGAGAAAACUAUAAGUUACACAAACGAUUCUAUCCAUCUAUCUAAAGAGACAACAAAGAGUAUCAGUAAGAAUCUUUCCAUUGGUUCAGGAAACCUUGCUAGUGAGAGUGGAUCAUCUGCAUAUUAUCCAUUCAACCACCCAUUAGAAGAUGUAUUGCUAGAAAAAGGAAGUGAAGAAACUACAAGAAAUCACACGCCUGGUAAAUCAAUAGAUAAUAUAUCCAGUACUUCUAGUGAAUUACCACCUUUACAAACAUACCAAACAUCUAGUGUCAAAUCUUUAACUCCUGAUAGGUCUGAAAUGGCAGAUUACAACCCCACUGUUCCCUUAAGAAAUAGAAAGAGACCAGUCUCCAGGAGUUUCCUAAAUAAUGAACUUGAUAAGAUAGAAACAGAAUUACAGCAAGAAUUAAAUGAUACUAAUCAAUCACAUGUAACAGUUCAUACGAAAGGUGGUGAUUCAUACUUUUCUGCUGAGAGUGAUGAGCCAAAUGAAGUAGCUGAUCAAUUAUACAGGGAGAGAAGGGUUCCAAGCAAUCCUACCAUGCGAAGUAAUAAUAAUAAUCAACCAAAAAUCCGUAGCACUCUACCCCAUAUUGCUAAUAUUGCAAAAACCAAUAAGGAUGAUGGAUUUGAAGAUAUCGAGGAAGGACACAUAUUUAGUAACCACCCAUCCAGAUCAUCUAGAGAUACACACAAUCAUAGACAGAAACCUGGAAAAUCAUCAAGGCAUAAAAAGAAUUCCUCGAAUUCAUUUGAUACAAAUACGUUAUCUCAGUUAUUGAUGAUAACUAAAGGUACGCUUGUUGGAUCGGAGUUUUCCAACCUAGGUAUGAAACUAGAAGAAAAAAGAUCUUUAGAAAGAUUAGUCGACUCUCUUUCUAGAUUGACUGCUGAUAUGAUAUUAGAUCCUGACCGUUAUGAUGAAGGUAUAAGGAGAUUAAAUAAUGCUGUAAAAGCUUUGGAUGGCUUCUAG
Messenger RNA from Maudiozyma barnettii, 1677 nucleotides. RefSeq lists its product as uncharacterized. NCBI's taxonomy places the organism in Eukaryota, Fungi, Ascomycota, Saccharomycetes, Saccharomycetales, Saccharomycetaceae. The record is from RefSeq and is a predicted model, not a curated record. The coding region runs from base 1 to 1677 and encodes 558 amino acids. The transcript has a single exon.